Molecule: messenger RNA, 1722 nt
Organism: Alternaria atra
Lineage: Eukaryota; Fungi; Ascomycota; Dothideomycetes; Pleosporales; Pleosporaceae
Exons: 4
Coding region: 1-1722 (573 amino acids)
Biological process (GO): mRNA processing
Cellular component (GO): nucleus
Molecular function (GO): RNA binding
Source: RefSeq, a predicted model, not a curated record
AUGUCUACCCAGGCCGCAGUCGAAGCCCUCCUCGAGGAGACGGCCCGCGAGGUCGAGAUGAAGGAUGCCGAGCGCACCGCCAGCAGCGAGGUGCGCGACACCGAGAGCCGCCGUGACGAUCGCCAUUCCGACCGCCGUGACCGUCGCGAUAGAAGCCGAGACCGUGGGGACCGUCAUCGUGAGUCUAAUGGAGACCGGCGUCGAAGCCGCGACAGAGACCACCGCCGGAGAGACGGAAGCCGUCCUCGUUCAAGCAAAGGUGCUGACACAGAUGAAGACCGUGAUAGGCCCCGCCGCAGCAGCUCGCGCGACCGCCGUGGAGGUCGUGGAGGCCGUGACCGUGGAGGCGACUUCUAUAGUGGUGGAGGUCGUCCGCGUUCCCGCUCCCCUCGCGAUCGAGGCAACGAUAGGUACCGCGACAGGUCCCGCGACCGCCGCCGCAACGGUGGUGAAGAGCGCCGCAACAGCCGUCGCAACGCCACCCCGCCUGAGCCCGAGGUUACCGAAGACGACCGCGACAAGCGCACCAUCUUCGUCCAGCAGAUCUCUCAGCGCGCUGAGACUCGCCAUUUGCGCACUUUCUUCGAGCGCGUUGGCCCUGUCGUCGAAGCUCAGAUCGUCAAGGACCGAGUUACCGGCCGCUCCAAGGGUGUCGGCUAUGUUGAGUUUAAGGAUGAAGCGUCUGUUCCUCAAGCAUUGGAGCUGACUGGCCAGAAACUCAAGGGUGUUCCCAUCAUCGCCCAGCUUACUGAAGCAGAGAAGAACCGUGCUGCUCGUCCUUCCGAGGGUGGCGCUGCCCCUGGUGCUAACGGCGCUCCGUUCCACCGUCUUUACGUUGGCAACAUUCACUUCAGUGUCACUGAAAAGGAUCUCCAGGAGAUCUUCGAGCCCUUUGGUGAGCUUGAGCAGGUCAUUCUCCAGCGCGAUGAGAUGAACCCUGGCCGUUCCAAGGGAUAUGGUUUCGUUCAGUUCGUUGAUCCUUCGCACGCUAAAAAUGCUCUCGCAGAGAUGAACGGUUUUGAGCUUGCUGGCCGCCAGAUCCGCGUUGGUCUCGGUAACGAUAAGUUCACACCAGAAUCGACCGCCAACCUCCUCCGGACUUUCACACAACAAGCGCAGUCCUACCAAGGUUCCGCUUUCAGUGGUGCUGGUGGCCGUGGCGCCUACGCUGGUGGCUCUGGUGGUGUCUUCGACCGCACCCACAGCAAGGACGACCGUGGCGUUAGCGGUGCCUCUGCUCUUGACGACACCGACGUCGCUGGAGUCAACUACAAGACUUACGACCGCAGCAGGCUCAUGGACGCUCUAGCUCGCCGCGACGCCCCCGACUCCAAGCAGGGCAGUCAGUCUGCUAUGCCUACACCUACCACUCGCAAACCUACUGCACCCACUCCUGCCACUCCCAUGGCUUCCAAGUGCGUCAAGAUUGAGAACGUCUUCGAUGCUGACGAGGAACAGCGCAACUGGGGCGAUAACUGGGUCAAGGACCUUGAGGUCGAGAUCAAGGCUGAGUGCGACAAGAAGUACGGCAAGGUCGUUCACAUUGCAGUUGACGCCAACAGCGAGGGAGACGUCUUCGUCAAGUUUGAUUCAGUCUCCGGGGGUGAGAAGGCUCUCCAAGGUCUUAACGGUCGCACGUUCAACAGCCGCACCAUCCGCGCCUCGUAUGUUGUUGAUAAGAUCUACAACUCCCUGUGGGAUGCUGCUGCGAGCAGGUUCUAA